This is a messenger RNA of Sorghum bicolor (sorghum), 2138 nucleotides long. Its product is annotated as tRNA pseudouridine synthase A, mitochondrial. The transcript is spliced from 3 exons. NCBI's taxonomy places the organism in Eukaryota, Viridiplantae, Streptophyta, Magnoliopsida, Poales, Poaceae. Gene Ontology annotation, molecular function: RNA binding; pseudouridine synthase activity. Gene Ontology annotation, biological process: tRNA pseudouridine synthesis; mRNA pseudouridine synthesis. The coding region runs from base 95 to 1798 and encodes 567 amino acids. The record is from RefSeq and is a predicted model, not a curated record. Gene Ontology annotation, cellular component: nucleus.
CAUUUCUUUCACCUCCGCUUCGAUUCCUUGUCCCCUGCUUUAGUCCGAUCCGCCACCAAACCCUAACCAUCUAAAACCCCCGUUUCGCACUCCGAUGGCCGCCGCCUCGCCGCCGCCCUCCCCACCCCACGCAAAGCGCCCCAAGAUGUCCUCUUCCUCCGACCCGGAAGCCGAUGCUGAGCCUACCUCGGCCUCCGCCGCCGCUGAGGGCGCCGAUCCUGCGCAGCGUCGCCCCAGGUACAAGCGCCGCAAAGUUGCCAUCCUCCUCGGGUACUGCGGCGCGGGGUACCAGGGCAUGCAGAAGAACCCGGGCGCGCGCACCAUCGAGGGGGACCUCGAGGAGGCGCUCUACCAGGCGGGCGCCGUGCCCGAGGCCGACCGGGCCGCGCCGCGCCGUUACGACUGGGCACGUGCUGCGCGCACCGACAAGGGCGUCAGCGCCGCGGCGCAGGUGGUGUCCGGGCGCUUCUACGUCGACCCGCCGGGCUUCAUCGAUCGCUUGAACGCCCAGCUCGCGUCGCAGAUCCGUGCCUACGGCUACGUGCGCGUCACCAACUCGUUCAGCGCGAAGAAGUUCUGCGACCGCCGGAGGUACCUGUACCUGCUCCCCGUGUUUGCUCUUGAUCCCAGCGCGCACCCGGACCGCGAGGCCGUCAUGGCGAGCAUGGGGAGUGGGAGCGAGCUUACCAAGUGCCUGGAGUGCUCCGAGAGAGGCAGGAAGGUGCCUGGUGUCAUGGGCCGGGAGGGGAAAUUGCCCAGCCCCGGGCAGAAUGGUGUUGAUGCUUCCGCGGAAGGAAGUGUGGCCAGCCAUGAUGAGUCUGGAACACUUGGGGAUGCAAAAUGUGACCAUACAAGUCCAGAUGGUGGUAACCCAUGUGCACAUGGGGAGGUUGGAUCGAACAGCAAAGAGAAGCUUGAUUUACCGGUCUCUGGUGAUGGAACUGAAGUUGCAAAUGCUGAGACGGGAUCGAAUGGUGGCGGUGAUGUUGUACCAUCAGCUGAUGCAGAUAUUUAUAUUGGGAACGAGGAGAAGAAACUUGAGCCUGUAGCUACUGAAGAGAAAGCACAAGGUAUGGAUUCCGAGAAGAGCAAUGGAGAAGAGAAGCUGCCAACUAAGAGUGCCUUUUCUUACACUGAUGAAGUGAAGGAGAGGUUCAACAGGAUUCUCAAGUACUAUGUUGGUACUCACAAUUUUCAUAACUUCACCACAAGAACUAAGGCAGAGGAUCCUGCAGCAAAAAGGUUUAUCAUUUCCUUUGGCGCUGAUCGUGUUGUCAGCCUGGAUGGGAUUGAUUUUGUCAGGUGUGAAGUUGUUGGACAGAGUUUCAUGCUCCAUCAGAUCCGGAAGAUGAUCGGUCUUGCUGUUGCUGUGAUGAGGAACUGUGCACCUGAAACAAUUUAUGAUGUUGCCUUUCGCAAGGAUGUCAACCUGAAUGUGCCUACUGCCCCUGAGGUUGGACUGUACCUAGAUGAAUGCAUGUUCACAUCAUACAACAAGAAAUGGAAGGAUUCACAUGAGGCAGUUUCCAUGGAACCUUAUUAUGAGGAGGCUGAAGAGUUCAAGGUCAAGUAUAUUUUCCCUCAUAUUGCGGCGAUGGAACACAAGGAGGGAGCUGUAGCUUUGUGGUUGCACUCAUUGAACCACAGAAAUUAUCCAGAUUUCCGCUACAUGGAAACUGCUGAGCCCAAGGUUGGUGCUGAGGUUAAGAGUAUCGAUGCUGGUCCAGAGGCCAAGGUUGGGGCUGAAGUUGAUAAUAUUGAAGAAGCACAAAUGCCAAGCGGUAAUCUAAGUGAGUAAUAAAUUUUGCCAUGGGGCAUGCAAAACCGAUGAGGAUAUCUGUUUGUGGUAUGUACUGAGAGGGACCUGAGGCAUUUCUAGUGAGAUAUCAUAAUAUAGAGAAUGAAGACUCACAUAUUCUCCAAUGGAAUAUGAACAUCAAGAGGUUAAUGUGCAUGGCUUUAUGCCAUCAUGAUACCUGUAUUAAUCUUCUGAAAUAAGAAUCUAUAGGUAUAUUAGUCUUAUCUGAACUUCAUUCGUUGCUUCCAGACAGUUGUAUGACAAAUGAUGGCAUCUGAAAAUGCUUCAGCAAUGUUUUUGUCUGCUGAAAUUAUUAUGGGAUUCACUAUAUUUUCUCUUA